Molecule: messenger RNA, 9459 nt
Organism: Peromyscus californicus insignis
Lineage: Eukaryota; Metazoa; Chordata; Mammalia; Rodentia; Cricetidae
Gene: Fbn3
Product: fibrillin 3
Exons: 43
Coding region: 121-5949 (1942 amino acids)
Molecular function (GO): calcium ion binding
Source: RefSeq, a predicted model, not a curated record
UCGGAACUGGGCACGCAGCGCUCAGCCCUCCCAGGCUUUCGCCUUGCUGCUCCGGGGGCCCCUAGCUUGCGCAUCUUGUCAGCCUCUUCAAGCAGCCCCCGCAGCCUCCAAAGACACAUCAUGACUCUGGAAGGCCCAUGUUGGGCAAGGAGAGGAUCUGGAGACUUCCUUACAGCCUGUGGUCCUCCAGCUCGGAUUCUGCUGGCCUUGGUGGUUCUACUGUGCAUGGAAAAUGGCCAAGGCCACUGGGAUGAGACCCUGGAAUCUGCAAGUCCAGGUCAUGUGAGAAGACGAGGCAGGCCUGCCAUCGUUUUGCAGGGGCCUAAUGUAUGUGGUUCCCGCUUUCAUGCCUACUGCUGCCCUGGCUGGAGGACUCUGCCUGGCAGGAAUCAGUGUAUUGUGCCUGUCUGCAGGCACACCUGUGGCAAUGGCUUCUGCUUCCAGCCCAACCUGUGUACCUGUAUGGACGGGACCCUGGCCCCCAGCUGUGGAGUAAAUAGAGCAUCCCUGGGGUGUAGCAUGAGCUGCAUGAAUGGGGGCAGCUGCCACGGGGAAUCCUGUCUAUGCCAGAAAGGCUACACAGGCGCUGUGUGUGGACAGCCUAUCUGUGUCCACGGCUGCCGUAAUGGAGGACGCUGCAUCGGGCCAAACCUCUGUGCAUGUGUAUAUGGAUUCAUGGGGCCUCAGUGUGAGAGAGACUUCCAGAUGGGGCCCUGCUUCCCCCAAGUGAGACCUGAGGGGUGCCAGCGCCAGCUGACAGGUCUCAUGUGUACUAAAGCUCUCUGCUGUGCCACUGUGGGCCAUGCCUGGGGACUUCCCUGCCAGCUCUGCCCGGCACAGCCACACCCCUGCCGCCGAGGCUUAAUCCUAAAUGUUCACACAGGAGCCUGCCAAGAUGUGGAUGAGUGCCAAGUCAUCUCAGGCCUGUGCCUGGGUGGCAGCUGUCUCAAUACAGUGGGCUCCUUCGAGUGCCACUGUCCUGCUGGACACCAGCUCAAUAUCAGAGGCACCGAAUGUGAAGAUCGCCGGGUGGGCACCUGCUUCUCAGUGCUUAUCGGGGGUCAGUGUGCUGCAGACCUCACUGGCCACUAUACUUACGGACAGUGCUGCUGUGACAAGGGCAGGUGCUGGGCACCUGGUCCAUCACCAAAGCUGUGUCCCCCACGGGGUUCUGGUGAAUUCCUGAGACUGUGUGCCCAAGGGCUCCCACUGCUACCUGCCUAUGCAGACCUCUUCCCUGGACUCUCAGAAGUUGGAUUCAACAACCUGGGGCCUGCCCUGAGGCCAGCACAACACAACCCCCAUGGUUCCCGUGGGCAUGUAGUCCCCACACUGAUCUCUGGCAACUCCAACAACGAUGUGAGGUUGGGGCUGUGUUUCCUGCGUUGGGGUGAGGAAGACUGUGGAAUUCCCCUGCCUGGCAAGUACCAGAUGGAUGUCUGUUGCUGCUCCAUCGGGACCUCAUGGGGAGCUGAGUGCAAAGUUUGCCCAGAGCCCAGCUCCCCAGAAUUCUCCAGCCUGUGUCCCCAAGGGCUGGGCUUUGCCAGCCAGGACUUCCUGUCUGGCCGACCCUUCUAUAAAGAUGUGAAUGAGUGCAAGGUGUUCCCUGGCCUGUGCACACAUGGCACCUGCCGUAAUUCCAUGGGCAGCUUCCACUGCUCCUGUGACAAAGGUUUUACCCUGGAUGCCCAAGAGAGGAACUGUACAGACAUCGAUGAAUGUCGGAUCUCCCCUGACCUCUGCGGCCAGGGUACCUGCGUCAACACCCCAGGCAGCUUCGAGUGUGAUUGUUUUCCUGGUUUCACUAGUGGCUCUUUACUGAUGAAGAACUGCAUGGAUGUAGAUGAAUGUGCCAGGGACCUGCUGCUCUGCCAGGGAGGUACAUGCAUCAACACAGAAGGGAGCUAUGAGUGCCACUGUCCCUCUGGACGUGAGCUGAAGGCCCAAGGCACUGCCUGUGAAGACAUCGAUGAAUGCACUAUGAGUGAGAGCCUCUGUCCCCAUGGCCAGUGCAUCAAUGUCAUUGGUGCUUUCCGUUGCUCCUGCCACACCGGCUUCCAGAGCACUCCUGAUGGCCAGGGCUGCGUGGAUGUGGAUGAAUGUGAAGACAACCUAGGCAUCUGUGGAGAAGGCCAGUGUACCAACAUGCCAGGAUCUUACCAUUGCAUUUGUUAUGACGGCUUCUCAGCCUCACCAGACAUGAAGAUUUGUGUAGAUUUGAAUGAGUGCGACAUGAAUCCCUACCUCUGUCUCCACGGGAACUGUGAGAACACAAAAGGAUCCUUUACCUGUCACUGCCAUCUAGGCUAUAUCAUCAGGGAGGGAGCUACAGGCUGCUCUGAUGUGGACGAAUGUGAGUUUAGGAGACACGGUUGUGACAGGCACGCCUCCUGUCUCAACAUCCCUGGGAGUUUCAGCUGUAGGUGCCACCCAGGCUGGGGUGGGGAUGGCUUCAAAUGCCACGACCUGGAUGAAUGUGCCAUCCAACAGCAUCGUUGUGACCCAAAUGCCAACUGCCUCAAUACUGUGGGCUCUUACCACUGCACCUGCCAACCAGGAUUUGUUGGAGAUGGCUUAUUCUGUGAAGACAAGGAUGAAUGCAUGGAGAAUGUGGGCCUCUGCGAGAACGGACAGUGCCUCAAUGUACCUGGCGGGUACCACUGUGAAUGUGAUAUGGGCUUCAGCCUUACCAAGAACCAGCUGGCCUGCUGGGAUGUGGACGAGUGUGCUCUUGGGAACUUGUGCGUGUUUGGGAAUUGUGAAAACCUGCCUGGAAUGUUCCGCUGCAGCUGUGAUGAUGGCUAUGAGCUGGACCAAAGUGGAAGCAACUGCACAGAUGUUGAUGAGUGUGAAAAUCCUGCGAACUGCAUCAAUGGCCUGUGUGUUAACACCCCUGGCAGCUACCUCUGCAACUGCCCCCAGGACUUUCAGCUUAACCCCAGUGGAGUGGGCUGUGUUGACACCCUGGCCGGGAUCUGUUUCUUGGAAGUGCAGGACCGAGGUGACAGUGACAUUUCCUGUAGUGAAGAGAUUGGAGCUGGUGUCAGCAGAGCGUCUUGUUGUUGUUCCCUGGGCCAAGCCUGGGGCCGUCCCUGCAAGCCAUGUCCAAUCGGCAACACCUCAGAGUAUAGGACCCUGUGUCCCGGUGGUAAGGGUUUCCGGCCCAAUCCCAUCACUGUGAUUAUGGAAGACAUCAACGAAUGCCAGGAGCUACCCAGACUAUGCCAGGGAGGCAACUGUACCAACACCUUCGGUACCUUCCAGUGUGAGUGCCCUCUUGGAUACAGCCUCAGUGAAGAUACCUGCACCUGUGAAGACAUUGACGAGUGUACCACCCUGGUGGGGCAAGUGUGUCAGCUUGGCCAGUGCCUCAACACAGCCGGUUCCUUCCACUGCCUCUGCCAAGACGGCUUUGAGCUCACAGCUGACAGGAAGGACUGCAUGGAUAUCAACGAAUGUCUGAGCCUCCCAGGGACCUGCCUGCCAGGCACCUGUCAGAACUCGGAAGGCUCUUUCCAGUGCACCUGUCCCACUGGCUUCCAGGUGCAGAGUGGCCAUUGUAUUGAUACUGAUGAAUGCUUGGAGGAGCCCAGCCUCUGCUUUCUUGGCACCUGUACCAACAGUCCUGGGACCUUCCAGUGCCUCUGCCCUCCUGGCUUUGUCCUCUCUGACAGUGGACACUAUUGUUUCGACACUCGCCAGAGUUUUUGCUUCACCCAGUUUGAGGCUGGAAAGUGUUCAGUGCCCAAAGCUUUCAACACCACAAAGACCCAGUGCUGCUGCAGCAAGAACCCCACCAAGGGGUGGGGGGACCCCUGUGAGCUGUGCCCUCAGAGUGACAGUGUUACUUUUCGGGAGCUCUGUCCCUUUGGCCAUGGGGCUGACCCAGGCCCAGAUGACUCCAGAAAAGAUGUGGAUGAGUGUGCAGAGAAUCCUGGCAUCUGCACUGGUGGCCUCUGUGUCAACACUGAUGGCUCCUUCCAUUGCGAGUGUCCCCUCGGCUACAGCCUGGACUUCAGCAGCAUCACCUGCGUUGACAUUGACGAGUGCACCCUGAAUCCACUGCUCUGUGCUUUCCGCUGCCACAACACUGAGGGCUCCUACCUAUGCACCUGCCCAGCUGGCUACGCACUGAGGAAGGAUGGUACCAUGUGCCAAGAUGUGGACGAGUGUGCAGAUGGGUCUCAGGAUUGCCACACCCGAGGCAUGCUGUGCAAAAACCUCAUUGGCACUUACAUCUGCAUCUGCCUGCCUGGCAUGCAACCCCAGCCCUCUGGGGAGGACUGCACAGAUGAGGACGAAUGUCAGGCCCAGUCCAGCCUCUGUGCCCAUGGCCGCUGCAUCAACACAGUGGGAAGCUUCCAGUGUGAUUGUGAUGAGGGCUUCCAUCCCAGCUCCACCCUCACUGAGUGCCAUGAUAUCCGGCGGGGGCUCUGCUUCUCUGAGGUGCUACAGGCCAUGUGCCAGAGUUGGUCAAGCAGUGGUGAGGCUGUGCCCAGAGCCAUGUGCUGCUGCGGGGGCGGCCGGGGCUGGGGCCCCCAUUGUGAGCUCUGUCCCUUGCCUGGCACCUCCGCCCACAGGAAGCUCUGCCCCCAUGGCAAGGGCUAUAGCACCGAGGGCCAAGAUGUGGAUGAAUGUCACAUGUUUGCUGACCUGUGCCCCCAUGGCGAGUGCAUCAAUAGCAUUGGUUCCUUCCACUGUGACUGCCAAGCUGGGUAUACACCAGAUGCCACUGCCACUGCCUGCAUGGACGUGGACGAGUGCAGCCAGGACCCCAGGCCAUGUUCCUUCCUCUGCAAAAACACAGAGGGCACCUUUCUGUGCGCCUGCCCCCGUGGCUACCUGUUGGAGGAAGAUCUCAGGACCUGCAAAGACCUGGAUGAGUGCACCUCCAGGCAGCACAACUGCCAGUUCAUCUGUGUCAACACCGUGGGCGCCUUCGCCUGCCGCUGUCCUCCUGGCUUCACACAACACCAGCAGGCUUGUUUCGAUAAUGAUGAGUGCUUGGCCCAACCUGGCCUAUGCGGUACCCAUGGACACUGCCAAAAUACCCCAGGCAGCUUCUACUGUGAGUGUAAUAGAGGCUUCAUCCUGGACAGCUCUGGCCACAGCUGUGAAGAUGUAAACGAAUGUGACAGGCCCCACCGCUGCCAGUUUGGCUGUCAAAAUGAGCUGGGGGGCUACCGUUGCAGCUGUCCCCAAGGCUUCACCCAGCAUUCCCAGUGGGCCCAGUGUGUGGAUGAAAAUGAGUGUGCCUUAUCACCCACAGCUUGUGGUAGUGCCUCUUGCUACAAUACACUUGGCAGUUUCCACUGUGUCUGCCCCUCUGGUUUCAAUUUCAACCAGGACCUUGGAGGCUGCCAGGAUGUGGAUGAGUGUGCAGAGCAAGGCAACCCCUGCAGCUAUGGUUGUGCCAACACACAUGGUGGCUUCUUGUGUGGCUGUCCCCAAGGCUACUUCCGGGCUGGACAAGGACACUGCAUCUCCAGCCCUGGGUUCAGCUCUGGAUCUCAGGCCACCCCAGAUGAGGAAGAAUCACUCUCGCCUGAAGCCUGCUAUGAAUGCAAGAUCAAUGGCCUCUCCCCUCAGGACCGACCAAGACGCAGCAUCCAAGGAGGUCAUCAGGUGAGCCUGGCCACCCUUGACACGGAAGUCCCCUUGACCUUGAGCCUGUACAUCUCACACCUUGGCCAAGUCAAGCAUAUCUUAGAAUUUCGACCAGCUCUUGAGAGUCUGGGAGGCCAGAUCCGUUACGUUAUUGCCAGAGGCAACAACCAAGGUUUCUUCUGCAUGAAUCACCUGGAUGGCUUCAGCUCCCUGCACCUGGGCCAUAGGAGACCAAGACGGGGGAAAUACCAGCUGGAGGUGGUGAGUGUAGCAGGAGCUCAGGGCCAACCAGGGCCAGCAAAGCAAGCCUUGCGGCUAACAGUCCAAUUACAGCUGCUCUAGCAGAGAAGCUUCAGUGCACCUACAGUUCCAUGACAUCUGCAAGUGGAGAUUCUGGAACUGCCUAGAACUGAUCUCGGGGGCAAAAGCUGACCAAGUUGAACCUCAAAACUCAGGAAGAGUGGACCAUUACACUAUGACCUCAGAUGAACCCAGCCUGUGCAAGCCCACCAAGUGGGGCAAUACCUCAGUCUCUCCUGGACUCAGCUAGAAGUCACAAUACUCAGCCCUCCACCCCACAACCAGGGUCAGCAGGAGGGACCCCUGGUGUCCGCUGCACCUUGUCAUCCUCACGCUUAAACUUCAAGACUGCACUAUGAUUCACCAAGGGUGUUGAUGGGACAUGGGAACAAGUGACUAGGGUGGGUGUGGGGGUCAUCCCUCAGAAUCAAAAUGGGAAGCCUUUUCCCCCACAUCUUGACUACCAGAUUCAUUCCCCAGAGCCUGGGCUAGGAUUCUAAAGAUCCUUUUCUAUUGAAACUGAAGAAAACAAUAAAGGACUUGGGGGCUGAAUCUGCCUAUGUGUUCUCAAAUAUGUAGAUGCUAUCUCCCCCUACAAAAGACACACACACACACACACACACACACACACACACACACACACACACACAACUCCUGCCUGGGGAAGCUGGAGGACCCAAGUUGGUCUUGUGUAGCCCCAGGACUACCUGGCCUUUGGCUAUAAGGUUCUUUAUCUCAGGGCAUAGGGAAAAGAGUGGGUCAAGGGACUAUCACACCUGUACAUUUGGCACAAACCCAAACUAGGCUGACAGUGGCAACCUCUCAGGGCCCCAAUGGUUUCUCAAGUGUUCGCUUGUUUGCUGUUUGUCUUGAAACUCUGGAGAAUAAGCAAGUAUCCACAGAGUCCCUGUUUGAUAGAACAACGUUUGACACUCAGAGGAGUUGACCAACAUGGCCAGGAUCAGGCAGCAGCACUGGAAACUACGCUGUCAAUCACUGUGCCUGGCUCUGACGCAAUAGCUGGAAUAUGCAUCACAAUAAUGAACUCUGCAGUUGAAGGGUAACUCUCAAAUACUGGUACAUUUGGUCCCCAGCAAGCCUAGCCAAGGAAAGUAGUAUUAUCACAUGGACACUGAGAUUUAGAGAAUGUAUGGGAGCCUGAUGGAAUCACCAUUUAUAAUACAGGCUAGAGCCUGAGUUUUUGGGUUUCUUUGUUUGUUUGUUUGUUUAUUUUAGGGGUAUGUGUGUGUUUCCUGACACUGAGUUCUGAAGCCUGGCUCCAAACCACCAAGGGUGCUCUCUACAAAGAAAACAUUGUUUUAGGUUGUUUGUUUUCUGUGUUGUUUCUGUUGCUGUGUUCUUGUUUGGACAGUAGUAGGAACUGAACCCACAGCUUUACUGUAGAGGUGCUAGGUAAGCACUCUACCCCUGAGCUAUAUCCUUAGUCCUUCCGGCUUUUUUAGAAAAGUUCGUUGUUGUUUUAAAUGGGGUCUCACGUUGUACCCUGGCUGGCCUGAACUCUCUUUGUAGACCAGGCUGGUUUCAAACACACAGAGAUCUGCUUGGCUCUGUAUUCUGAGAGUUAUGGUUUGGGAGGUGUGGUGGUUUAAAUAAGAAUGGCCCCCAUAGGCUCAUAUGUUUGAAUGAUUAGUCAUCAAGGAGGAGCAUAUUUGAGAAGGAUUAGUAAUUGUGGCCUUGUUGGAAUAGGUGUGGCCUUAGUAGAGGAAAUCUGUCACUGGGGUGGGCUUUGAGGUUUCAAAGGCCCAAGCCAAGCCCAAGCCCAGUCUCUCUCUCUCUCUCUCUCUCUCUCUCUCUCUCUCUCUCUCUCUCUCUCUCUCUCUCUCUCUCUCCCCCCCCCUCUCCCUCCUGCCUACAGAUCUAGAUGUAGAACUCUCAGCUACUCCUCUAGCAUCUUGUCUGCCUGUGUGCCACCAUGCUCCUGCCAUGACAAUAAUGGACUAAACCUCUGAACCAUAAGCCAGCCCCAGUUAAAUGCUUUCUUCUGUAAGAGUUGCUGUGGAUGUGGUGUCUCCUCACAACAAUUAGAACAGUGACUAAAACAGGAGCAUGGCCAUCCAUGUUGGCUGAGCAAAGGCGUGGCUGGCUGCUGGAACAGCAGCAGGAAGCAGAGGGUGGGCACACUAGGAAUGCUGAAUCUUUCGAAACCUGGAAGCCUGCCCAGUGACAUACAUCCUCCUCCACGGCCACACCUCAUAAUCCUUCCCAAACAGUUCGCAACUUCGGGCCAAUUAUUCAAACACAUGAGUCUAUGGGGGUCAUUCUCAUUCAAAAUACCACCACUCCCAAAGACUGUCAGAAGUAGAGCUGAAUAACCAACCUCUAUCUGCAGGUCUCUAGUGCCUGGCCCCAGAGCUCUAGCCUUGCUCCAAGCCUAACCCGGUGACCUCUGGGCAUCCCAUUAGGGCUGGCAGAAAGCUUUUUCAUCCAUUGUCUAGAUUCCCCCAGAAUCUGGACAUAGCAAGCAUAAUGACCCCCAUUUUACAGACAAAUUUUACAGAGAAAUUCAGCACAGACACUGAGAUUAAGAUUUGGACCUUGACUGAUGUGGUGGCUCACACCUCUCAUGGCCCACACACUUUAGCACUUGGCAAACAGAGAAAAGCUUAUCUCUGUAAGUUCAAGGCCCUCCUGGGUCUACAUAGCAAGUUCCAGUCUAGCCAAGGAUACACAGUGAGAUUGCAAGUUGGGUUAGUAGAUAAAAGUGUCUGCUGGCCAGGUGGUAGUGGCGCACACCUUUAAUCCCAGCAUUCAGGGGGCAGAGACAGGUGGAUCUCUCUGAGUUUGAGGCCAGCCUAGUCUACAGAGUGAGAUCCAGGACAGGCACCAAAACUACACAGAGAAACCCUGUCUCGAAAAACAAAAACAAAAACAAACAAAAAAAAGUGUUUGCUGUAUAAGACUAACGACUCGAGGUCAGUCCCCAGACCCCAAAGUGAAAGAAGAGAUUCCCACUCCCUAAACUGUGUUCUGAAGUAUGCACACCCACCACUACCAUCCCACAACAACAGCAAUGAAUAAAUAGAUUUGGACAGAGAGCACAGGGUGUAAAUCAGUUGUAGAGUGCUUGUCUAGCCUGCACCAAACCCUGGGCUAAAACCAGCACUACAUAAACUAGGGGCCCCAUUUUAUCAAGAGUGAGGAAACAAUGGUCCAAGGUCAGGUCACACCUGACCUGCCCUGGGGUCGUCCCCCAAGGAGCCAUCUAUUAAACUAUUAGGAAGACUAGAGCACAGAUCUUCAGAUAAGGGAACUCACCUGGGAUUCAGCCCAGGCUGGGGCAUUUCCCAGUAAAAUAUGACAGGAAUCUGAGGCAGGAGGGUCCCAAGACAAAGGCCAGACUAUACAGAGUGAAUCACUGUCUCAAAAACAAAAAAUGGGGCUGGAGAGAUGGCUCAGCUGAUAAAGUGCUUGCCAGAUAAGCAUGAGGACCCGAGUUUGAUCCCUAGGGCCCACACUUAGAAGAAGAAGAAGAAGAAGAAGAAGAAGAAGAAGAAGAAGAAGAAGAAGAAGAAGAAGAAGAAGAAGAAGAAG